AUGCUUUCUCGAAGUUUUUCUGUACUGAAAACACGGAAUGUGGUCCGUGCUCUGUCGACCUCUCUCAAGAGCUAUCCAAUCAAUGGCUUUUUUGAUGCCAAGAGCUAUGCUAUUAUUGGUGCUAGCGAAAAGCAAGGAAGUCUUGGAUACAUUAUUUCUGAUAACUUUUAUCACAAGUUCCAAGGAAAAACCUAUUUUGUGAAUCCUAAAGGUGGAAAGCUGUUUGACCAGCCGAUUUACAAGUCUGCCUCCGAGAUUCCUGACACCAUCGAAGGAGUCGUCAUUUCGAUCUCUGCAAAGUUUACUGUGGACGCGCUGAAGCAGUGUCUUGAGCGCGGAGCCAAGUGGGUCACCAUUGUUCCUGGAGGUUUCCGUGAGACCGGUACGAAGGAGGGAAUCGAAGCAGAAAAGGAGAUUGUGCGUCUGGCGAAUGAGUACAAGUGCCGUAUCAUCGGACCGAACUGCAUGGGAGUCUACGAUCCUCGCAACGUGGACACGAUGUUUAUCGGCGACCGCGGUCUUUCCAAGCCCAAACUGGGUCCUGUCGGUUUGUUCUCGCAGAGCGGCGCGCUGGGCACUGCCCUGCUGAACGAGCUGUCCGGCGCGACGCAAGAGCCCUGGAUCUCUCGCUUCAUUUCGUUCGGCAACGCGUGCGAUGUGGACGAGAAGGACUGCAUCGACUACUACGAGCAAGAUCCCUCCGUGAAGCAGAUCUGGGCCUACAUGGAAGGCUUCCACAACGCUCCCGAGUUUAUCCGCAGCGUGAAGCGCAUUUCCCAGAAGAAGCCGGUCAUGGUGCUCAAAGCCAACCGUGGAAACAGCGGCGCCAAGGCCUCCGCGUCGCACAGCGCGUCCCUCGCCGCGAACGACGCCGUCUGCGACCAGCUUCUCCGCAACGCCGGCGCGAUUCGCUGCGACGUCUGGGCGGAUCUCCACAACAUCGGCACGGUGCUUCGCAACCAGCCGCUCCCCAAAGGCCGGCGCGUUGCAGUGGUGACGGACGCGGGCGGUUUCGGCGUGCUGCUCGCGGAUUCGGUGGACACGUACAAGAUGAACCUGACGGACUUCUCUCCGGAGACGAUCAAGAAGUUCCGCGCGACGUUCCCUCCGUUCUACGCGUGCUCGAACCCGAUGGAUCUCACGGGCUCCGUCAAGACGCACGAGUUCAUCGAGGCCGCCAAGCUCGCGCUGGACGACCCCAACGUGGACUCGGUCAUCUUCGCGUACCAGCCCGGCGCGCCCGGCCUGGAGCUCCCGCUGGAGAUGGCGAAGACGAUCGAGAAGAACUUCGGUCCGGGGAAGACCAAGAAGCCGUUCAUCGUGCUGGAGUUCGGCGGGAAAUACCCGGACGACGAUGUGAUUCGCGACUAUCUGAAGCAGGUCGGCAUGUCGGUCUAUGACGGGCCGGAGGAGGGAAUGCGCGUGCUGGCGAAGCUCGCGGAUUACAGCGAGUAUCUGCAGCGCAUGGGAGCGGUCAAGAGCGAGACGCACCCGAAGAUCGACGCGCAGCUGAUCAACGGAUAUGUGAACAAGGUGGCGAGCAAGGGGCGCUACACGCUCACGGAGAUCGAGGGCUACGACAUUCUGUCGGCGUGCGGCAUUCGAACCCCCGAUUACAAGCUGGUGACCGCCGGAAACGACGCUGCGGACUUCCUGAGCAAGGCGAAGACGGACGCGAAGGACAAGUUCGUGGCGAAGAUCGUGUCCCCGGAUAUCAUUCAUAAGAGCGACGUGGGCGGCGUGAAGCUGGGUCUGACGACGCCGGAAGAGGCCUGCGCGGUGGUGAACGAGCUGAACGCGAAGUUCAGCAAGCAGGGCAUCGACUAUCACGGCGUGAUGCUGUACAAGAUGGUCCCGUUCGGAACGGAGAUGAUGAUCGGAGCCAACCGCGACGCGACGUUCGGCCCGAUCACGGUGUCUGGAUUGGGCGGCGUGCUGGUGGAGGUGCUGAAGGACGUGGUGUUCAACAUGUGUCCGGUGAGCGUGGAGGAGGCACAGAUGUCGCUGGAUAAUUUGAAGACGCAGAAGAUGCUGAAUGGCUUCCGAGGACAGCCCGCGCUGAAUCGGGCGAAGUUCGCGGAGUACAUCGCGAUCGUGUCGGAGAUUAUGACGCAGUGCGAGCAGAUUAAGGAGAUUGAUAUCAACCCGCUGAUUCAGCUGCACGAUGGAUCGCUCACGGCUGUUGAUUCUGUGUUCACUUUAAAGAAGAAUUAAAACGUCAGUUCAUUGAAA
Blastocystis hominis is the source of this 2232-nucleotide messenger RNA. Its product is annotated as Acetyl CoA synthetase subunit ?. NCBI's taxonomy places the organism in Eukaryota, Bigyra, Opalinata, Blastocystidae. The transcript is spliced from 10 exons. Gene Ontology annotation, molecular function: ATP binding; acetate-CoA ligase (ADP-forming) activity. The record is from RefSeq and is a predicted model, not a curated record. Bases 1 to 2214 code for a protein of 737 amino acids.